AUGAAUGCGGACACGUUUGCUUCUCUACAGAUUAUCCAGCCUGAGGCGACCGCUUUCAAGCAGAGUACAGGAGCUCUUGGAGCCAAGGAGAACGCCAUCUCCAUUCACGCGCUCUUUCACAACCACGCCCGGAGCCCUCAGGGAAAGACUCUUUUACGUCAAGCCUUUUUGCGACCGUCGCUGGACAUCGACCACAUAAAUUCUCGCCUCGAUUUCGUAUCCGUUUUCGUCCGGCCGGAAAACCAAUCGCAGCGUCAAGGAAUUAGUAGAAGCUUGGGCAGGAUCAAGAACAUGAGGAACACCAUGACGUUGCUCCACAAGGGCAUUGAAAGUGCAAAGCAGAAAGUGAAUGCAUUCAAAGGAGGCGUCUGGUCAUCGCUGCUAGACUUCUGCUAUCACACGAUCGAUGUCUCAGAUACACUUCGAGAAGUCAUAGGAGCGGACCACCUUCCACUGUGUUCUCGGGCAGUCGAAAUGCUUGAUCGGCAUAAUCUGCAAAGAAUUGGUCGAGCUAUUCACGAGACUGUGGACGUGGAAUUAUCCAACGAGCAGCAACGGACCGUGGUCAAGCGUGGAAUCAAUGAUCAAUUGGACGAAGUCAAGGACGUGUAUGAUGGCAUGGACGAAAUCCUGUCUGAAAAGGCGAUCCAGAUUGCCAAAUCUGUGGGCUUGAACAUCGAGCUCAACGUCAUUUACUUUCCUCAUCUGGGCUUUCAUGUCACGAUUCCUUUGGACGAGACGACGCAUGAGCCGAUCUCCGAUGCGGGUGAGCUGGGUUGGCAGCACAUGUUUACCACCGAUCGCCAGGUGUACUACAAGGACCAGACAAUGCGUGAAAUGGACGAGGAACUCGGUGAUCUCUACGCUGAAAUCUGCGACUAUGAGGUUGAAAUUGCCUAUGACUUGGCACAGAAAAUCUUGCAAGAUGAGAAGGUCCUGAUAGCGGCAUCCGACUUAUGUGGCGAGCUGGAUUGCAACCUAGCAUUCGCCCAUUGUGCGCACGAGUACAGUUUAACUCGUCCUCGGAUCACCGAAGAAAACGUUAUUGACAUUCGACGUGGAAGACAUUUGCUGCAGGAGAAAUGUGUCUGUUCUUUCGUCCCUAACGACACUUUCAUCCAGGGCGGUGGUGGUAAAGAUGACCAGGCUCCAACCAACCCGUGCAUGUUGCUGUUGACGGGGCCGAACUAUUCUGGAAAGUCGGUGUAUCAGAAGCAGGUCGCCCUAGCAGUAUACAUGGCUCAAAUCGGAUCUUUCCUGCCGGCCGAGUCUGCUACCAUUGGUAUCACUGACAAAAUCUUGACCCGCAUCACCACACGAGAGACGGUAUCGAAGGUCCAGUCUGCCUUCAUGAUCGACAUGCAACAGAUCGCCAUGGCGCUCAACUCAUGCACCAGAAGGAGCCUGGUCGUGAUUGACGAGUUUGGUAAAGGGACCGGCACUUGCGACGGUGCCGGUCUUGCAGCGGGUGUAUUCCUUCACCUUGUCUCACUUGAGUCUGAAGCUCCAAAGGCUUUGGUAGCCACUCACUUCCACGAGAUUUUUGACGUCAAACUCUUUGAUGACCUGGAAAAUAUCUCUUUCGCACAUAUGGAAGUUCGAGUAGAUGUGAAGAACGGGUCCAAAGCCGCUGCAUACCAAAGUCAGGUCACCUAUCUCUACAACCUGCGGCCUGGCCGAAGCGACCUCUCCUAUGGUACACAAUGUGCAGCUAUGAACGGCAUAUCAGAGCACAUCGUUGAGCGCGCCUGCGAGCUAGCCCAACUGUCGAGCAGGGGUGAAGACCUGGUCGCACACUGUUCGGUGUUGAGCGAGGAUGACGCGGUGGAGCUGGAGUUUGCAGAGUCUGCAGCUGAGCUCUUCAUGGGCCAGAAAUUUGACCGGGAGAUGACGAGAGAUGAGCUGCUGGCUAUGCUGGAUGCAAUGCUCGAAGGGAGCGUCGAAGAGAUGGAGGAGCUCAGCAUGUGA
Molecule: messenger RNA, 1968 nt
Organism: Exophiala xenobiotica
Lineage: Eukaryota; Fungi; Ascomycota; Eurotiomycetes; Chaetothyriales; Herpotrichiellaceae
Exons: 1
Coding region: 1-1968 (655 amino acids)
Biological process (GO): chiasma assembly; mismatch repair
Cellular component (GO): nucleus
Molecular function (GO): ATP-dependent DNA damage sensor activity; ATP binding; mismatched DNA binding
Source: RefSeq, a predicted model, not a curated record